AUUUUUAUUAUUAUUAUUGAUCAUAUUGUAACAUGAAAAAGACUGAUCAUAAGUGUUAAAUAUCAUUUGGAUUAUUAUUUAAUUUCUAUAAUUUUCAGGCUAGGUUACACAAACAUGUUUUUGUGUGUUUAACAUUGAUAAACAAAAAGAAAAAUAAAAACACAAAAUUCCGGCUAAUGUAAGGAUUGUUAAAUUAAUAAAUCAAUACAUUGUUUAAACACGUAAUUAAUAUUGUUUAUUGUUUAUUUAUAAAGUGAUUUUUUAUAUUUUAAUUUUAUUAUUUAUAAACAAACUCACAUAAAAAGUUGUUCAACGUAACCUAAAAACAACAAUUUUGAUUAACCGGUGUGUCAAGGCAAAUAAAAUAUGGCUAGAAAAUUAACAAGUGCAGAUAAGAUCAAGUCCUUGAUAGCUGUGACAGCGAGUGGAUUGUCAUUGUUUGCAGGUAUAAAGCAGCUUUAUCAGUGCAAGUCAAUAAAAUUAGGUUUUUCACCAACUCAAAAAACUACUGAUUCCAUGACAUUAAAUACAAAUAUUUUUGGAUUAAAAUUUAAUAAUCCACUUGGUAUGGCAGCUGGUUUUGAUAAACAAGCUGAAGCUGUUGAUGGCCUUAGUAAAAUGGGAUUUGGAUUUGUUGAAAUUGGAUCUGUUACUCCAGAACCACAACCAGGUAAUCCAAAACCUCGAGUAUUUCGUUUAGUUCAAGACAAUGCAGUUAUAAAUAGAUAUGGUUUUAAUAGUGAUGGACAUGAAGCUGUUUAUCAACGUUUAAUAGAUCUUAAAAAAAAUAAAGAAUUUCAAGGAAUUGUUGGUGUUAAUUUGGGUAAAAAUAAAACAUCUGAUGAUCCAAUAAAAGAUUAUGCUGAUGGAAUUAAAAAAUUUAGUGAUAUUGCUGAUUAUUUUGUAAUAAAUAUAUCAAGUCCAAAUACAGCUGGUCUUAGAAAUUUACAAAAUAAAAAAAAUCUUGAAGAAUUACUGAGUGCAUUAAAUAAUGUGAGAGAUUCAAUGACAAUAAAACCACCACUUUUACUUAAAUUAGCACCAGAUUUAACAAAUGAUGAAAAACAAGAUAUUGCUGAUGUUAUACAGAAAAAAAAAUCAAAAGUUGAUGGUUUAAUAUUAUCAAAUACAACAGUAACACGUAAUAAUUUAAUUGAUGUACAAAAAAAUGAAACUGGUGGACUCAGUGGUGCACCAUUGACUGAUAUGUCAACACAUUUAAUAAGUGACAUGUAUCAAAGAACUCAAGGUAAAAUUCCAAUAAUUGGUGUUGGUGGUAUAUUUACAGGCAAAGAUGCAUAUGAUAAAAUUGCUGCUGGUGCAUCAUUAGUACAAAUUUAUACAUCUUAUAUUUAUCAUGGACCACCAAUUGUUAAUAAAAUUAAAAAUGAGCUAAAUGAUUUGAUUGUGUCAAAUGGAUAUUCAUCAGUUAAUGAUGUUGUUGGUAAAGCAAUAAACAAAUAAUUAUUGUUUUACAAAAAUGGAUUAAAUGUUAAUUUUAAACAUUUAUUUUUUCGUUGAGACAUAUCAUUUUUUUUUUUUAGAUAAUUAUAAUUUACAAAUCAAAUAAUAUUAACAUAAUUUCUUAAUGAGGUCAUUCAGUUACUAUUUAAUGGUUGUGUUAAUAUAUUAUUUAAAUUAACAUUUUCUAAAUAACAAAACAGCAUUAAAAAAUAAAACAAAUCUACUGUUAAUUUUUUUAACUAGUUUUUAAUUAUUUUUACUUGUAAAUAUUUUAUUUAUUAAGUAAAAGUAACAAAAUAUAAUGUUGUUAUGUUUGCAAAUAUAAUGAGAGAGUUACACUGUAUCAAGUAUCAACAAUAAAUGUAUUUACUUUUUUAAUUUUUGUAAAAAUAAAAACUUAAAUUUCAUUGAUUUUACAAAUAAAAUACGAUUUUACAAAUAAAA
Molecule: messenger RNA, 1908 nt
Organism: Aphidius gifuensis
Lineage: Eukaryota; Metazoa; Arthropoda; Insecta; Hymenoptera; Braconidae
Gene: Dhod
Product: dihydroorotate dehydrogenase (quinone), mitochondrial
Exons: 3
Coding region: 367-1464 (365 amino acids)
Biological process (GO): 'de novo' pyrimidine nucleobase biosynthetic process; pyrimidine ribonucleotide biosynthetic process
Cellular component (GO): mitochondrial inner membrane; cytoplasm
Molecular function (GO): dihydroorotate dehydrogenase activity
Source: RefSeq, a predicted model, not a curated record